Messenger RNA from Alternaria rosae, 990 nucleotides. Its product is annotated as phosphoglycerate mutase family protein. Bases 1 to 990 code for a protein of 329 amino acids. Gene Ontology annotation, cellular component: cytoplasm. The transcript is spliced from 3 exons. Lineage: Eukaryota; Fungi; Ascomycota; Dothideomycetes; Pleosporales; Pleosporaceae. The record is from RefSeq and is a predicted model, not a curated record. Gene Ontology annotation, molecular function: phosphatase activity.
AUGAGCACUACGGAUCAGUCCUCCACGGUGCCUGUCCCGGCUGAACCGGCGAUGGAUUACCACUUCAAGUACACGGUGCAGAAGGGCAUUUUCAUGCAGAGCGAAGAUGAGACUGAUGACAAGAGUUUCGACUUUAAGACGCAAAACUUUGGUCUCAUCGACCGUUCCUACCCGGGAGAAGAUGGUAGUGAAGAGAAGCAGUGGACGCGUCUUGAGAAAUACGUAGCUAGUCUGGAAGCAGCGAAGAAAGAGGGUGAGAGCUACAAAGUCCUCUUCCUGGGUCGCCAUGGUCAGGGUUGGCAUAAUGUUGCAGAGACGAAGUAUGGGACAAAAGCUUGGAAUUGCUACUACGCCGCCCUCGACGGCUACGACGGCAUUACCUGGGCGGAUGCAAACCUCACCACUAUAGGCCAAGACCAAGCCCUCGCCGUGAACAAGCUAUGGGCCGAACAACUACCCCUCGGCAUUCCGCCCCCACAAACAUACUACGUCUCGCCCUUGACUCGCACAAUCGAAACAGCAAACCUGAGCUUCAAAUCCCUCCCCCUCCCAUCAUCCCGCCCCUACGCCCCCUUCAUCAAAGAGCUCGUCCGCGAAGCCCUCGGCGUACACACAUGCGACCGCCGCAGCACAGCCUCGCACAUCAAAGCCACCUUCACGGACCCACCUCUCACCUUUGAACCCGGCUUCUCAAACGAGGAUCCCCUCUGGGAAGCUGGAUACCGGGAACCGCGGUCUGCAAGACGGUAUCGUCUAGCCACCUUCCUGGACAAUGUUUUCGCUUCCGAUGACAAUGUGUGGUUGAGUUUUACUAGCCACUCCGGGGCGAUUGGCAGUAUGCUUGAGGUGCUUGAGCAUAGGGCGUUUGCGCUUGAAACGGGCGGUGUUAUACCGGUUUUUGUCAAGGCAGAGAGGGUGCAUGGGAAGAGGGAGGUGCCGCCGAAAGAGCCUAGUGCUUCGCCCCCGCAGUGCGACGGACCGCCUGAGUGA